AUGGACCAGAGGGAAGGAGAUGUCAGGGUCUACAUCAUCUCCGGUUUCUUCUUCUCCUGCAUCGUCUCCGGCGGUGUCUUCCUUGGCCUUUACAUGUUUCUCCCCGAAACUCUAUCCUCAGCUUGGUAUCCCAUUGCAGGAAUGAUACUUGUCUCCGUUCCCUGGGCCUUUUGGUUCUUCACCUUCUUGUACCGUUGCUUCAAACCCGACCAUCCUCCCCCGCAAUUCGACAGCAGUGCCCGCUUCUCCAAGGGUGGCAGCAGCACGCGAGAUCCAUCGACAGCAAAUGGCAGCCCCAUAGCGGCAACAGCGACCAACGCCAUGGCCUCCGAGUCUCCAAAUGGGGAGUCCCCUGGUGGCGGCAGUGAGCGACGGGUUCAAUUUGGGCCGGUUGUCGUUUUGGGAGGCCAGGGUGAAGGCCAUGCAGGUGCGGCAACAACAAGGGAUCAUCACGAACAAGAAGCAAAUGAGGCUUCAAAUUGCUCUAGAGAAAGCGAAAUGCCUUUAAGAUUAUCGAUUUAG
Molecule: messenger RNA, 522 nt
Organism: Morus notabilis
Lineage: Eukaryota; Viridiplantae; Streptophyta; Magnoliopsida; Rosales; Moraceae
Exons: 1
Coding region: 1-522 (173 amino acids)
Source: RefSeq, a predicted model, not a curated record